Messenger RNA from Oxyura jamaicensis (ruddy duck), 1101 nucleotides. Its product is annotated as keratin, type II cytoskeletal 3-like. Gene Ontology annotation, molecular function: structural constituent of skin epidermis. Gene Ontology annotation, cellular component: keratin filament. Gene Ontology annotation, biological process: intermediate filament organization; keratinization. The transcript is spliced from 4 exons. Lineage: Eukaryota; Metazoa; Chordata; Aves; Anseriformes; Anatidae. The record is from RefSeq and is a predicted model, not a curated record. The annotation marks the transcript as partial.
AGCCAUGUCUCGGCAGUCUGUCUGCAGAAGCUUUGGAGGAGGGAGUAGAAGGGGCUACAGCUCUUGCUCUGCCAUCGGUGGUGGCUUUGGAGGAGGCAGCAGCAGGAACAGAAUCAGCUACAGCUCAUAUUCCUCAUCCAGGGGAUUUGGAGGUGGUGGACAGUGUGGAGGGUUUGGCAGCAGGAGCCUCCACAACAUGGGUGGCAGCAGAAGAAUUGCCAUAGGUGGAUGCUACGGUGGCGGAGGCUAUGGAGGCAGAAUGGGUGGCUUCGGUGGAAGCUACGGAGGAGGAAUGGGUGGCUUUGGUGGAGGAAUGAGUUGUGGAGGAAUGGGUGGCUUUGGUGGAGGAAUGGGUGGUGGUGGAAUCGGCGGUGGAGGAAUGGGUGGCUUUGGUGGGGGAAUGGGUGGUGGAGGAAUGGGCGGCUUUGGUGGAGUAAUGGGUGGCGGAGGAAUGGGCAGUUUUGGUGGUCCCGGCUUCCCCGGAGGCAUCCAGCCGGUGCAGGUUGACUCGAGUCUCCUGCGGCCAGUCCACGUUGAGAUUGACCCCCAGAUCCAGCAAGUCAAAAACCAGGAGAAGGAGCAGAUCAAGACUCUUAACAAUCAGUUUGCUUCCUUCAUUGACAAGGUGCGCUUCCUGGAGCAGCAGAACAAGGUGCUGUCCACCAAGUGGGAGCUCCUGCAGCAGCAAGGGCCCUCGGGGCCGAGGAAGAACCUGGAUGUCCUCUUUGAGAAUUACAUCCAGAACCUGAGGAGGAGGCUUGAGUCUCUAGUGGGGCAGAGGGGAGAGCUGGAGUCGGAACUGCAGAACAUGCGGCAAUACGUCGAGGAGUACAAAACCAAGUACGAAGAAGAAAUCAACAGGCGCACGGCUGCUGAGAACGAGUUUGUGGUGCUGAAGAAGGAUGUGGACUGUGCCUACAUGACCAAGGUGGAGCUGGAAGCCAAGGUGGGAGCUCUGACUGACGAGAUCAACUUCCUGAGGUGCAUCUACGAGGAGGUAAGAGCCUGCCCGAGCUGCAGCGAGGUGCGGGGUGAGUCCAGGCAGCGAGGGCAGGCGGGGUGCCUGUGGGGCCUGGGAGAAUCGCUGGGGCUGCCGGAAUG